Dunckerocampus dactyliophorus (ringed pipefish) is the source of this 5762-nucleotide messenger RNA. RefSeq names its product calpain 7 (gene capn7). Bases 222 to 2687 code for a protein of 821 amino acids. The record is from RefSeq and is a predicted model, not a curated record. Gene Ontology annotation, molecular function: calcium-dependent cysteine-type endopeptidase activity. The transcript is spliced from 21 exons. Gene Ontology annotation, biological process: proteolysis. NCBI's taxonomy places the organism in Eukaryota, Metazoa, Chordata, Actinopteri, Syngnathiformes, Syngnathidae.
CCGGAAACAACAUGCUUGUUUUGACAGGGAAGACGUUUGUUGGUAAGCGGUAACUAUUGACUGACUCGGGAAAUGGAAUGAGACUUCUUCUACCGGAUUACCGCCAUUAUGUUGCUGUGUUUUGUCUGCCUUCAUGAACGUAGCUGUUCUAUAAGGAAGAGACGUUAACAUUGUGUUCAUUUGGCGGCUAGCUUGUCACUUAGUCAACAAGUUGUGUAGAGAUGGACAGCGCGGCUUUGGAGCUCGACGCUGUCAAAUUUGCCAAAACGGCAGUCACCUAUGACCAGAAUGCCAAAUAUAACGAGGCUGUCUUUUAUUAUAAGGAGGCAGCGCAGGCCCUCAUCUAUGCUGGCAUGGCAGGCUCCAAACUGGAGGGAAUCCAGGACAAAGUCAAUGAGUACUUGGAUAGAGUGCAAACCCUCCACAAUGUCUUCGAGGUGCAGAAGAGUGACCCACUGAAGUCUCGGCAGCAGGUAGACCUCGAACGCGCCCACUUCCUGGUCACACAAGCCUUUGAAGAGGACGAGAAGGGAAACGGUGACGAAGCCAUUGAACUCUACACGCAGGCUGUGGAGCUGUGCAUUAAGACCUCGAACGAGACGUCGGACCAGGCUCUUCAGACCAAGCUGAAGCAGUUGGCCCAUCAGGCUUUAGACCGGGCUGAAGGUCUCAAACAAUCACAGUCCAAGCCUGGUCCGGCCCAGACUCAGGACCGAGCCGGGACUUCGGGGGCAAAGCCGAGCUCCUCGGGGCCCGUCCGUCAGUUUUUUCCCCUUGGGCCGGACUUCACCCUCCACGACCGCCAGCAGCCUCAGCCGGUCCGGGCAGUCCAAUCCAGCGAACCCCACGGUCAGCGCUACACGUCUGAAGAAAUCGAGGUCCUCAGGAGCACGUCGACAAUCAACGGCAUCGCCUACGUGCCCUUCAUGAGCGUGGACCUCAAGGAGCGCUUUGCCUUUCCCGUGCCUUUCUCGGACAAAAUGGGUAAACUGGCGCUGUCGCCCAAACAGAAAGCCAUCUUCUCCCGCUGGGUGCGUCCCGACGAGAUCUGCACCAGUCCCACCAUGAUCAUGUCUGUGUCCAGCUUCAGCAUCAAGCAGACGGUGGUGUCCGACUGUUCGUUUGUGGCCUCACUCGCCAUCAGCGCCGCCUACGAGAGGCGCUACAACAAGAAGCUCAUCACCAGCAUCAUCUACCCUCAGAACAGGCGAGGAGAGCCCGAGUACAAUCCCUGUGGGAAGUACAUGGUCAAGCUGCACAUCAACGGAGUCCCCAGGAAGGUCAUCAUAGACGACCUCCUGCCCGUGGACCGUGGCGGUGAGCUGCUGUGCUCGUACUCCAGCAACAGGAACGAGCUGUGGGUGUCUCUCAUAGAGAAAGCCUACAUGAAGGUGAUGGGCGGCUACGACUUUCCCGGCUCUAACUCGAACAUUGAUCUGCACGCGCUCACCGGCUGGAUCCCUGAACGCAUCGCCAUGCACUCUGACAAUCAAUCGUUCAGCAAGGAUGACACUUUCCGCAUGCUUUUCCAGAGGUUCCAUCGGGGCGACGUGCUCAUCACCACAGCAACUGGGGUGAUGACAGAGGAGGAAGGGGAGAGAUGGGGUUUGGUGCCAACUCAUGCCUAUGCAGUUCUCGACAUCAGGGAGUACAAGAAUAUGCGUUUCCUGCAGCUGAAGAACCCGUGGAGCCACUUGCGCUGGAAGGGACGCUAUAGCGAGCGGGAUGACAAGAACUGGACCCCCGAACUCCUGAAAUACCUCAACUUUGACCCCAAAACAGCGCAGAAGUUUGAUAACGGUGUUUUUUGGAUCGCAUGGGAAGACCUGUGUCAGUACUAUGACGUCAUCUACCUAAGCUGGAACCCCGCCCUCUUCAAGGAAUCCACGUGUAUUCACAGCAGCUGGGAUGGAAAGCAGGGCCCGGUGAAGGACGUCUACAGUUUAGCCAACAACCCCCAGUACAAGCUGGAGGUGCAGUGUCCAGCAGGGGGCGCUGCUGUAUGGGUCCUCCUCACCAGACACAUCACUGACAAGGAGGAUUUUGCACAGAACCGAGAGUUCAUCACUCUGGUUGUUUACAAGACUGACGGCAAGAAGGUUUACUAUCCAGCCGAGCCCCCUCCCUACAUCGACGGCAUCAGAAUCAACAGCCCCCACUACCUGACCAAGAUAAGGUUGACGAGCACGGGGACGCACAUCUUCACGCUGGUGGUGUCGCAGUACGAGAAGCAGAACACCAUCAACUACACACUGAGAGUUUACUCUGGAUGCAAAUUCAGCUUCUCCAAGAUCCCAAAUCCCUUCACACACACCAAGAGGGUUAACGGCCAGUGGAAAGGCCUGAGUGCUGGAGGAUGUGGGAACUACAAGGACUCGUACAAAAACAAUCCCAUCUACCAAGUCCAGCUGGAGCGGGCGGGUCCACUGCUCAUAGAACUGCGAGGAUCCAGGCAAUACAGUGUGGGCUUUGAGGUGGUGACUGUGUCGACGGCGGCGGAUGCCAACACAACAUCACACAAGAGGAGCAGUGGAGACUACAGAUGUGGCUUCUGCUACAUGGAAGCGGAGCACGUCCCCGCCGGCAUCUACAACGUCAUCCCCACCACCUUCCUGCCCAAACAGGAAGGACCCUUUUUCUUGGACUUUUCCGGCACCGCCCCCCUCAAAGUGUCUCAACUGCAAUGAAGAAGAUAUUUGUGGGUGGGGGGGAUGGGGUUGGUCACACUCAGCACAUGAAAGGAUGAAUUAUUAUAUUGACAACAAUGAUGUCAUUCGGGGAUUAUUUAACCAAACUUCCAGUAUGUACUGUUUGCCAUCAUCACGUAGACACAAAAUAAAUAUGUCGUCAUCUCCCGAGGCUGAACUUCCAUUCAAACAAUCCUCACAUCAGGUAUGUUUUUUUUUUUGUCUCAUGUUGGCGAGUAGUUGUCUCGACAGUCCUCCUCAUAGAUGACAUUGAAUACAUGAGAAGAGCGUUUGUCUCAGUCGCUGUUUGUCCUAAUGAGCGUGUUAACCUGUUCCAGACUAGUGCGUCAAGUCAUCAAGUCUGUGCAGCACAACGUUUCCAUGUUACCAGGCGGACUUUACUCACUAAGAGGAAAAACGAGAUGUUUACUGACAACGUAUGACAUCAUCAAGGUGAAUCGCCACAGGAGUGGAGGCUACAGAAUGUGGGGAAGGUCAGUCGCUUCUGUUCAGUCUUCUGAGGUUUAUUCAGCUUGUCGAUUGUGUCAUGAUUUCAUUUGUCUGUCUAUCGCAUGGCUCUGACACGCAGUGCUUUGUUGCCACGGCAACAGACUGCAGGUAGCGCAGAGCACGGACGUCCUGUUGCUUGCAUGAAGUGUUUGCUUCAUUAUCAUGGUGUCCCAAUGUGACUCUCUCUGAGAAGGUCUCGUUACCAUCUUAAACAUUCCUCAUUUGGAACACUUUUCUGCCAUUUAUGUACUUAAAAAACAAAAACAAAAAAAAACAUUCAGUCAGCUGCUUUGUAUAACGUCACUGUCCCAAAAGCAUGCAGUAUGCGGCUGCCCCUUUGAGCCACAUUAAAAGCAUUCAAAUGUACAUCAAGAUAUGCAAAGCUGAAGAAAAAAUGCACCAAAAACAGAAUACAUUUUUCUAUUUUUAAAGAAAAAAAACAAAUAUGACCAUACAUACAAAAUGCCAACAAUCCCCGAAUCCUGUCAGCGAUGUCAUCAAAGCAGCACGUCAACAAAGAUGCUGAAAGGUCAUGUGACGCGUGUAAAAGGUUGACAUGUGAUUGACAGCCAGUUUGCUGUCACGAGACGCUUACGAUUGCAGUUACGAGGGUAGCAAACAUGAUCCGUGAUGGGGGGCCCGUCUCCUGCUGGCGCUGGUCCUGUCCUGUCUGAUGCAGAUGUGCCUCGUAUACAUGCUGUAUAUUUUGUCUUCAUCUACCAUUCGCUCACCUAAUACAACCAGAAUGUCACUCAGGCGAGACAGACCUCCACCAAGGCUAAAUGGUUAAAAAGUGUCAUUUGUCUUUGCUAGCACAAUGAAAAUAAAUGUGUCAUGAAUACGUACUUAAACAACAAAAGGUGUUUGUGAACUAAGACUCGUUCAUGAUGCUUAGUUGUGGGAUUGUUUUGAUUAGAAUCGACUUUGUAGUUAAACAAUUGGAAGUGUAACCUGCGUGGUUCAGCCAGCCCCGCGCACUGACGUGGCCUCCAACCCAGCACCAUUGAAGUGAGAGUUGAGAGUUCAAAGCACCGAGCCAAAACCUCGUACUGUCAACCAGACGCUCAGCAUGCCUCUUAAUUCAGGGAGUGAGGUUUGCUAACAUACUCGCACAUCACACAUUUUCUUCUGCUUAUCCGUGUUACAGGGGCAACAGUCUCAGUAGGGAUGUCCAGACUUGCUGGUCUCGGGACACCUCUUGCAAACAACACUCUAGGCUAGUGAUGCGUGUUAAUCCCAUGUAGGAUAGUCAUGCAUGUCAGUCUGCUAUGUUGCCCUCAUCUGCUCCCAUCAGCUGUUUACAGACUAGAAGGCCAGUAGUGGUGUGGCUCUGAACUUCUUCCACAUUCAUUGUGUUAAAUUAAAUGAUCAUUUUCUUUCCUAGUGUCAUGGCUGCUUCAUUAAACUGUUUUUCUGAGUCUGCCCUCACAGGGCUGCCUGUGUCCCAAUACUUUUGGGCCUUUUAGCGUAGGAGUCGUCUCAACUUAAUAUUGUUAAUUGAAUAAAAUGGAGGCAGAAUUGAGAAUGGAUUGUACAGCUGCAGCGAAUGAAGUGACCCCAGUAAAAGAACGAUGCAUCAGUGCAACGUUUCCUUUAUUCAACAUUCCAACGAGACACAUUGACUGACCUUCCUCGUCUGGCCACUAGCUUCCAUCGAAUGUCAACACUGACUUACUAACAAGGACGAAGACAUUUAACAUGACGGCUCAUUUCUUUUUGUGAACUAUUUUCAGUGGAGAUAAAACAAAAACAACAAAAAAAACUAACUUAUUCUUCUAACAGUACUCAUCUUUCUCAAAAGGUGCAACAUCAGCUUAGUAGUCCUCGUCUUCCUGAUGGAGUGCAGUUGGUCCAAACAGACUGGGAAGUGAACUUAGUCCUCACAGUCCUUUGACCAACACCACGGCCUUCUGGGAAAAGUUAUCCGUGUUUUUGGCAUCACUGCGUUGGCGCCGCAGGUUGAGGAAGCUGAAGCGAGCCUCCAGAUUGAAACUCUUCUUGGUGCUGGACAUCACGUUCUUGUUGAUGAUGGGCCUGUUGUCCAAAGUCACCUCCGCACCUUCUGCUCGCUCACCUGCGACAGAGGGUCACAUGAUCAUCACGUAGCUAUAUACUUUCACACACUUGAACAUUUGCUUUACUGCUUUUGUGCACAACUCUACUUGGUACUGCUCAGCCCACAAAGAUUGUACGAGUGAAAACGUGGAAUUCAAGCUAGAAUGUUUGCAGACCACAUCUUGUAAUACCUCUAAGGACCACAUGGGGUGAGAGUGAGGUCUUAUGGUCCGCAUGUAUCAGCAACUUCAUUCUGUCCCUUAAUUAAGCUCCACCUCCAGCUAAUUUUAAAUACUUUAGCCUUCUUUGUUACUGAUGUUAGGGUGGAUAUGGAAUGCAAAGAGGCCACACCAUCAUCCCAUCACCCACCUCUCUCCAGGUCGCACUCGGGUGAUGACGCUCCGCUGCACUCGCUGCGAGGGCCGAGCACCGGCGAGAUGAGGCCGAAGUCCGACAGGGAGACUGAGUUGGGGAGGUCCAGGCUGCAGGGCCUGGAGGGAGGCGCUGAUG